CAGGUUAUAGUGGCGCAGCUCACCCUUUUCUUCUUCCACGCCGAGGACUUGCUGGGGCACAAGCCCGACGUGCUCCGGCGCCUGCAGCUCAACGUGGCCACAGGACAGCCGUGCGGCGACCCGGUACUUGACUGGUACGCCCGCGAGCUGACGCCGCGCCUGUGGAGCGUCUUCGACCCGCUCGUUGCCAACAUGAUCGUCGUGGCCUGCUAUGACUUCAUCAAUGGCAUCGGCAUUGAGCAGCUGACAGAGUGCGCCUCUGUGCACCCACAGGCACCCAACUUCCCGGACUGGUUACGCUUCAAGACGGGGCUCUCGCCCAUGUACUCGUUGUUGGCGCUAGCACGGGCUUCAGACCUGAAGCUGCCUACGGGCGGGCUAGCGAACUAUGUCCAGGUGAUAGCCGACGUGAUCACCUUCACCAACAUUGUCAACGACGUCAUCUCCUUCUACAAGGAGCUGUUGGCUGGGGAGAAGGCGAACUACGUUCAGAUGCGGGCACAGAAGGACAAGGUUGACGUGUUGGCGGCGCUGCGCACUCUGGCCGACGAGGGUAUUCGCAUUCGGGACCGCGUGCUCGCCACCCUUGCCGACGAGCCCGAGUAUCUUGCCAACUUUGAUGCAUACGCGAAAGGCAUCACACACUUUCAUACCUCAUCCCCGCGCUACCGCUUGUGCGAGCUGUUUGGAAAACCUUGA
Molecule: messenger RNA, 699 nt
Organism: Thermothelomyces thermophilus ATCC 42464
Lineage: Eukaryota; Fungi; Ascomycota; Sordariomycetes; Sordariales; Chaetomiaceae
Exons: 1
Molecular function (GO): carbon-oxygen lyase activity, acting on phosphates
Source: RefSeq, a predicted model, not a curated record